Centruroides sculpturatus (bark scorpion) is the source of this 2274-nucleotide messenger RNA. RefSeq names its product Usher syndrome type-1G protein homolog. The transcript has 3 exons. NCBI's taxonomy places the organism in Eukaryota, Metazoa, Arthropoda, Arachnida, Scorpiones, Buthidae. Gene Ontology annotation, molecular function: protein binding. The coding region runs from base 137 to 1552 and encodes 471 amino acids. The record is from RefSeq and is a predicted model, not a curated record.
CGGAGCAGACGAACUAUUUGCAAAGAGGACGCUGGUUACACUCCCGACUCCAACGACAUUUUAUUUAUUUUUUUUGAUUUUAAAGUUAAUUAUUAUCGCUUACAAUUAUGUGGAAAGUGUCGUGAAAUGCUAGAAGAUGUUCUCGACCGACAGGGAUCGCUUCCACAGGGCUGCUAGGGAUGGUUAUUUGGAUUUAUUAAGAGAAGCCAACAGACGAGAUUGCAAUGCUCCAGACGAAGAUGGAAUGACACCGACACUUUGGGCUUCCUAUUACGGAAAUUUGGACGCUUUACGUUUACUGGUGGGCCGCGGGGGCGAUCCGGACAAAUGUGAUCAUUAUGGAAACACCGCAUUACACUGUGCAGCUGCCAAUGGGCAUAUCAACUGUGUGUCUUUUCUAGUCAAUUUUGGUGUCAAUCUUUGGUCUUUGGACAAUGAUUAUCAUACUUGCAAAGAUGUAGCUGCAAUGCAUCAGAGAGAUGAAAUCCUCAGGUAUUUAGAUGAAGUGAUUUCUAAACAAAGUGCUCUCAAUAAGAAAUUAGUUCAAAAAUUAAAAGAAAAGGCAAUCAAAGAUGCAGAAAAAAGGGUAAAAAAUUAUUCAAAGUUACAAACAAAAGCUGCAAGAAGAGCAGAAAAAGAGGAAAAACAUCUUGAAAAGCAAAGAAAAAAAAUGUCUUUAAAUGAAAAUGAUCAACUUCCAACAAAAAAUAUUCUAGUUGGAUUGAAAAGGGAUUCUAAACUCCACUUCUCACCAACUAAAUAUUCUGAAAUUGUUAAUACAAACAGUUCUGUAACUAGGAAAGGGCUUGGAGCAGUUUCUAAACGUGUUCAACACAAAAAACAAUCUGCAUCAACAGGAGGAGAUUUUAAAGUCAGAGAGAAUACAGAUGAAGAAGGUAAAAGAUCGGUUCGUUCUUUAUCUGGAUUGCGUAGGGAUUCCGAAGUGAUGUAUGUUCCAAAAUACGACAGUCCGGCAGGACAAAGACGGCACAUGAAAGAUGUUUUCACAAAUGAAAAAAUUCCCCGCGCUAACAGUGAACCAGACUUUAUACAUGCAACAGAUUCUGGUAUUGGUGACGAUGUUGCUUUGGCCGAACCAGCAAGCAUAUUUGAAAGACCGGGUUUUGGUAGUGUGGCAUUUCGUACUACUCUACUUUCUCUACCAAAUCCAAAUCAGGGAGUAGACGGCGACGAUUCCGGCAGAACGUCAGAAAAAGGUUCUGACAUUAGGACUGAUGACAGCAUAGGAAGUGCUGGCAGUUUAGCUCAAAGAAACUGUCAGAUGCCUUGGGAAGAUGAUUUGAGGUUAGAUGAAGAAGAAGAUCUAGAUACAUCACCUAUUAUUAUUUUCCUGGCUGCUCAUGGACUUACAGAAUAUAUUCCUCUAUUCACUAAGGAAAGAAUUGAUUUAGAUUCACUCAUGCUUUUAAGCGAAGAUGAUUUAAAGAGUUUGGGACUUCCUCUUGGGCCAAGAAGGAAACUAGGUAAAGCAAUGGAUCAAAGAAAAGCAAUUUUAGCUUGCCCUGGUAAUCUAGGUGAUUCAAAACUUUAAUUAAAUUUGUUGUUACAAACUUUUUAUUAUUAUUCCUUGGAAAUGCAUUCUGCAGUAUGUUUAACUGAUUUUAUAUGCAUUGAAAAUUUCUGUACUUUAUAUGCUGGACAUUUGGUGCAGAGAUUUUUUGUUAUUUCUUUUUAACAUUAAAUUUGAAAUAUUCAUUAGUAGUAAUUUUUCUUAUUAGAAUUACUACGUUAAAUAUUGAUCUAAUUUUUUGCUUAAGUAGAAUUUUGCAAAUUAAAUUCAUCCAUAUAAUUGAAGGUGGAAUCAAACAUAAUAUUGAAUUCAGUUUUGUCAUAUUCUAUAUUAUGCAGAAAUAUUAGAUUAAUAAGCUUUGUUAUUUCAGGUUUAAUAUGUAUCAGAUUUACUCUUAGAAAAUACCCCAAAUUGUGAGAAAAACCUAGAAAGAAUACAAUUGACUUAUUGUUUUGAUUCACCGUUACGAGCAUUGACACUCGAGUACAUAAAAAUUGAUCAUUGUUCAUUUCAAGAAUUAAUAAAAAGGGAAAUUUUCAUUCAGGGAAAAAUCGUAGUAAUUUUUCCUGUGAUGUUUUUUCCAAAUGUAAUAUAAAUAUAACAGAGAUUAACUUGUUUAUUGAAGCAUUUCUUUAACAUAUUUUGAUUUUAUGAAAAUAGUUUAUCAAAACUUACCUCAUAUGAUAAUCAACAUUGUUGUUAUUAAACUGAAAUUAUUCUUUUCUCAUUCACAUCUGAAGUUA